AUGGGUCUUCGCGAAUCCAUCACUGCUAGCAUCGAUAGCGAGCAAGCCAGCCGAUCAACCACCACACCAUCUAAGAGACAAGACAAGAGAUUACAGCUGCCACAUUGCUGUCGCUUGCCCUCCCCCAAUCCUGCGACGCUCUGCCCCAAAAAGCAUCGCAACAACACAAGUUCCACUUCUGAAACGAAGGAAACUACGCCUUCCGUUCCCACGAUCAAAAAAGAAAAUCAGCCUGCAGGUUACGGACCCCGCCGUGUCAACAGCAACUUGCUGGACCGGCUACUGGUCAACCAACCAGAUUCAAGUGCUUCAGGAUCAUCGACCGACAACUCUGCUCAGGCCAACUUGUCUUCUAUAAAUUCUCACAGUGAUGGAUCUCCGUCACUUAAUGUAGCUCGCCGUUCUAGCGACUCUCCCAACUAA
Radiomyces spectabilis is the source of this 423-nucleotide messenger RNA. RefSeq lists its product as uncharacterized. The transcript is spliced from 2 exons. Lineage: Eukaryota; Fungi; Mucoromycota; Mucoromycetes; Mucorales; Radiomycetaceae. The coding region runs from base 1 to 423 and encodes 140 amino acids. The record is from RefSeq and is a predicted model, not a curated record.